AUGGCUGUGCCUGACUCCGUGAACCUGCGGGACCUCGCGGGGACAUAUAACCUUGUAAGUAUUGUUUAUGACUUCCACGAUAAGCAUAUACCAGACGAACAUCACAGUGAGUAUACGCUAACGCCUAUCAGNAACAAGAGUCUGUCAGAUGCAACCGAUGCUGCUUUACAGAUGGUAACAGCGCCUCUCAUGUAUACUGCAUGCUCAGUCUCUCAUCAACAUCUUCUGUGUAGNCAAGGCAUAGGCUGGCUCGUCCGUCAAGCUGUCAAAUUCUCGAAUGUUACACUUCACGUCAAACAGUUUGUUGAUGAGAACGGCCUCACGCACAUAGACAACGAACAAAUCACCACCGGAAACAUUCGCAACCUCGAGGAACGUAUAGUGGACUACCAGUGGCGUGAAAAGGACGACAGGAUCUUUGGCAAAGUCAACGGCCGCUCGCGCUACGUCAAGCUGGAUGAAGUCGAGACUGAGUACCUCAAGCAAGGGUGGGACGAACACUUUCUAGCCCAAGGGGAUCGCGAAGUUGUUCAAGUCUUUGUGGAUAGUGUAGGCAAGAAACCAAACUGGUCAGCAGAACAAGUUUGGGGGUUCGAAGUCGUGGACGGUCAGAAACAUCACACGAGACGUAUCGUCGUCAAAAAGGGCAAGGAAGAGCAUAAAAUUCGAUUGGUUUACGACUGGGUUGCAGAAAAGGACGAAGACGCGGAUCUGGCUUAUUAA
Messenger RNA from Aureobasidium vineae, 723 nucleotides. Lineage: Eukaryota; Fungi; Ascomycota; Dothideomycetes; Dothideales; Saccotheciaceae. The record is from the annotation of a GenBank genome assembly.